ACACGCAUCUCCAGGAAGCGACCGGUUUCUGGACAUGGCGAUGCAGUUGCAGAGGAGCAUUGUUGCUCAAACUAAGAAACAUACCGCAUCUGUCAUUUUCCUUCACGGCUCAGGUGACACGGGGCCAGGUGUAAGAGCAUGGAUCAAAGAUGUAUUGAAACAAGAGUUGAUUUUUCCACACAUACGUGUUAUCUAUCCAACAGCACCAAUGAGACCAUAUACGCCCAUGAAUGGAGCUCCAUCAAAUGUAUGGUUUGACAGAUAUAAAAUCAGCAUUAACUGCCCAGAACAUUUUGAAUCCAUUGACUUAAUGUGCCACGUAUUGGGUGGUUUGGUAGAUGAAGAAGUUAAAGCUGGAAUUGCAAAGGACAGGAUAAUCUUAGGAGGAUUUUCAAUGGGAGGGACAAUGGCAAUGCACUUAGCUUAUAGGUUUCAUCAACAAGCAGCAGGAGUAUUUGCAUUAUCCUCUUUCUUGAAUAAAAAUUCAGCUGUCUACCAGGCUAUCCAGAAGACUAAAAUAUCAAUGCCUGAAUUGUUCCAGUGUCAUGGAAACAAUGACCAACUAGUUUUAUAUGAGUGGGGUAAAGAGAGCUGUUCGAACUUACAAUCACUGGGAGUGAAAACCACAUUUAAUACUUUACCUAAUCUCCAUCAUGAACUUUGCAAGCCAGAGCUGGAACAGCUGAAGUCAUGGAUUUUACAUAAGCUACCUAAUGAUGAACAAUAAUACUAUUCAUUCUGAAUAAAAUAAUACUUCAUGUACAUUUUUUGAUUAGAUUAUAAUCCACGUAUUAGGGAUGAAAGUAUGUCAUGGAGGAUUGCAUAUAUAGCCAUGCAGGUUGAAUAAACUAGAUUAAACAAGGCAGAAAAAUCACAUUGAACUAUUUAGUGCUAAAAUAUCCUACUUUUCCUGAAUUGUGUUGUCAUUUUACUUUGAUGUAUGAACAUACUUUGUUACAUGAAGUCAUUUUUCUUCAUCAUAAUGCUCUGGAAAUUUCUUAAAGAUGAGGCAUGGAAGUCUGUUGCAGAUUCCUGGUGCCUAUUCUCUAUAAGUUGCCUACUGUUAGUAGCAUUAAAUAUCUACAGCUACACUCAAAGGGGAAAAAAAACAUGAUGUUAAAUAUUUAUUGCAGAAAAUAGUGGAAUUUUUGAUUUAUAUAUUUCCAUUUCAUCUUUUUCUAUCUCCAAAUAAAGUUGAGAAAUGAGCA
Hypanus sabinus (Atlantic stingray) is the source of this 1208-nucleotide messenger RNA. RefSeq names its product lysophospholipase like 1 (gene lyplal1). Gene Ontology annotation, biological process: protein depalmitoylation. The transcript is spliced from 5 exons. Gene Ontology annotation, cellular component: cytoplasm. Lineage: Eukaryota; Metazoa; Chordata; Chondrichthyes; Myliobatiformes; Dasyatidae. The record is from RefSeq and is a predicted model, not a curated record. Gene Ontology annotation, molecular function: carboxylic ester hydrolase activity; palmitoyl-(protein) hydrolase activity. Bases 35 to 727 code for a protein of 230 amino acids.